Messenger RNA from Salvelinus sp. IW2-2015, 1470 nucleotides. NCBI's taxonomy places the organism in Eukaryota, Metazoa, Chordata, Actinopteri, Salmoniformes, Salmonidae. The record is from RefSeq and is a predicted model, not a curated record.
GAGCAGCCUGGGGGAAGGGCAUGGCCCGGGGAAGACAAGGAGAAGUCCACUACAGACACCUCUACAACGCAGACCAGUUGGACAUGUCUGCUGCGCAGGCGUCUCUGCGGGGUCGGCGGGAGCUGCUGGAGGAGGCGUGUCUCACCCACACCAGGAAGCGGCGGGUGUUGACCCCAGACGACCUCCGCCACCUCAUAGUGGACGAUAAGCACAGUCUGCUGUACUGCUACGUCCCCAAGGUGGCCUGCACAAACUGGAAACGGGUCCUCAUGGUCCUGACGGGGGACGGACGCUACCACGAGCCCCUAGCCAUCCCCGCCAAUGAGGCCCACGUGGCAGGCAACCUGCGCACGCUGUCAGAGUACUCCACCAGCGAGAUAAACCACCGCCUCCGCAGAUACCUGAAGUUCCUCUUUGUUCGGGAGCCCUUCGAGAGGCUGGUGUCGGCCUACCGCAACAAGUUCACCCGCAGCUACAACACGGCCUUCCACAAGCGCUACGGCACCAAGAUCAUCCGCCGGCACCGGCCCCAKCCRSAGCCGGAMGCGRUGGAGCYGGGKAACGACGUCUCCUUCCAGGAGUUUGUGCAGUACCUGGUUGAUCCCCGCACACAGAGAGAGGAGCCCUUCAACGAGCACUGGGAGAGGAUCCACUCACUGUGCCACCCCUGCUUCAUCCACUACGACGUGGUGGGGAAGUAUGAGACUCUGGAGCAGGACUCCCGCUCUGUGCUGCGGCUGGCCGGCGCUGACGGGGAGGUCCGCUUCCCCACCUCAGGCAAGAGCACCAGGACCAACGGGGACAUGGCGGCUCAGUUCUUCCACAACAUCAGUCCCUUCUACCAGAAGAAGCUGUACAACCUUUACCGCAUGGACUUCCUACUCUUCAACUACUCCAACCCAGAGUACUUGAAGUUUAGGUGAGCGCGGCUCUCUCCAUGUCAACUGUGAUUAAGUAAUCGAUCUGUUUUGGCUCUGGAAUUUGUAAUCAAUCUGGGUAGGUGUGUAGUGGUGUUCAGAUGUUAUUUCUAAGUGCCUUGCCAGUGGAGGAAUCCCUGUAUUGUUAGAUGUAUGAACUGUAUUAUCAUGGGUGACUUUGGGGGCACUGUUCAUUCCUAGUACUCUUCAUGUGGCCUAUAUAAGAUAGAAGCAGGCUCUUCUUGUUGAGGGUUGUGAAGAACUGGUUGUGUGUAUCACAGAAUCCCCCUCCUACACCUUCCUCUUUAUUUAUACAAUUGUAAGAGUAUUUAUUGUAAUUAUAGACUGAGUCAUGGGAGUGCGAAUUGUGGGAGAACUGUGGGAGAACAUUCAAUUUAUGCAUUUCUCUCUGCUUGCACAUACAGCGUGUUUUCUUGACUCUUGCACAUCUUAUGUAGCCAAAAUGUUCCUCUGGGGACAAAGGGUGUUGUAGAACUUACAUAAACCAACAAACAAAAGAAAGCAGUCUACACAUAAAAAAUCAUGAAAAAUC